Molecule: messenger RNA, 4282 nt
Organism: Aethalodelphis obliquidens (Pacific white-sided dolphin)
Lineage: Eukaryota; Metazoa; Chordata; Mammalia; Artiodactyla; Delphinidae
Gene: CTNNBIP1
Product: catenin beta interacting protein 1
Exons: 6
Coding region: 1396-1902 (168 amino acids)
Biological process (GO): negative regulation of Wnt signaling pathway
Cellular component (GO): nucleus; cytosol; beta-catenin destruction complex
Molecular function (GO): beta-catenin binding
Source: RefSeq, a predicted model, not a curated record
GCGCCGCGCCGGGGCUCGGGGGAGCCGCCGGCCCUUUGUCUCUCGGGGAGGGGCCGUGGAGGGCGCCCCCGACUCCGCUCGGACCCACCAGCCGGACCCCCGGCACGGCGCCCUGGUCUGGGCCGGGCCUCCUGCCCCACCUGGCCCCCGCUGCUCCUGCCACUCGCCGCCCCCGCGACAGACCACCAUCCAGCGGUCCUCAACCCCCCUUACCCCGGGGGUCGCCUCCACAGGUGUCCGAGCCAUCCACUCUGUUGCUCACCCCACCGCGUUGGCGGGGUUGUCACCGUCUGUCGGCACUCCAGGUCCCGUGCCCUCUUGUGUCUUCCCUCACCUGCGCCCUGCUUUCAGCAUCCUGACCCUCUGUAUAGAGCCCUCCCAUAUUUUCCCAAACUAAAUGCUGCCAAGAUCUGGUCACUGAUCCACGGUUCCUCUCCCUAGUCUGGUUGAACUGUCGUGUCCCCAUCCCACCUCUCCUAGUGAGUGUUCCUAGACGGUGCACAUUGUAGGCAUACAUCUCACCUGUAUGGCAGGCGUGUGUAUGUGAACCUGCAAGACUGCACUUCUCGCCUCCUUUCCAUCAUCCCCACCCCGACCACUUUCCUUUUUCUUGAACCUGGUAACCGAGACACUUAGGUCUGAUACCCAACCUCUGUUAGGGCCCGCAUGCCUGCCUCUCUCGUGUGUGCUGAACUUGUCUGAGCAGUACCUGCUGUCAGGUUAGCCCCUGGGAAGGCCCAGGAGGCCUGUGUUGGCCGCAGAUGAAGAGUUUUAUGAAUAAUGAGAUGUGAGGCUGGCAGCACCUCCUAUCUGAGAAUCUAAGUACACUAUAGCUGUUAAUUACUUUGUCUCCUGUCACUCACACUACUUAGGGAAGUGUGCCUGGCCGACGGCUGGGUAAAUUGAGGCACAGGGUGUGUGGGCAAGGGACCUGGAGGCAAGUCAGAGUUUGUCCUGAGGUUCUGCUCCCAAGUAUCUUGGCUCUUAGCUCCCUGUUACAACUACUGGGCUCUAGUUCCUGGCUUUAGACUCUAAGUGAUACUGAUCUCUUGGGCCAUUAAAGUGUCCAGAGAGACCAAGUUUCCUUUGAUUUAAAGCAGGACUUUGAAUUAUAAAUAAAGGUGCUGGCUGUUAAAUGCCAGUGUGUCAUUCAUGGUUUCCUGGUGGAGUGAGUGGUCCUUGUGUAUGUGUCAGGCAGCAUUCCAAGCACCGGGGGCUACAGUGGUGAAGAGAGACACAGCCCCUGCCCUCCUGUAGCUGACCUUCUGAAGAGGAGGGAUUAAACAAGGCUGCACCUUCCUCCUUCUCCCCGGCCACAACCUGCCCGUCACAGUUGAGCACCUGUUUUCCUGAAGGUGAUUUCCAGAAGCAGGAGUCCCCAGAGCUGGCCAGGGCAUGAACCGCGAGGGGGCCCCCGGGAAGAGUCCGGAGGAGAUGUACAUUCAGCAGAAGGUCCGAGUGCUGCUCAUGCUGAGGAAGAUGGGCUCCAACCUGACGGCCAGCGAGGAGGAGUUCCUGCGCACCUACGCGGGGGUGGUCAGCAGCCAGCUCAGCCAGCUGCCCCAGCACUCCAUCGACCAGGAAAGCGUAGCUCCAGCCCUUCCAGAUGGGUGGUCCACGAGAGAGAGAUUUCGGGGCGGCAGCUCCCACACCCACAGAGCUGAGCCCCAGCUGGCAGCAGCGUCUAGACGUGGAGCCUGCAGAGCCUCCAGAGCCUCCAGGCCGGUCCCUUCUCCUUCCCCAGCUGGGAGCCAAGGACCCAAUCAGCCUCCUCGCCUUGUCCCAGGUUGCAGCCCAGGGCCAGAGGACCAUCCAGCAGCAAUUCUUUCGCCCUGGUCUGCAGGUGCAGAGGAUGUGGUGAUGGCGUUUUCCAGGUCGGAGCCGGAGGACCGGAGGCAGUAGCUGCAAACCCCUUGGAAUACCCUGGAGGCUGGCAAAGGCCAGGAGAUCUGUGUGGACCUCACCGGCUGAGUGGCAGAGGGUCACCUUCCCUACCCCGACCCCCUCACCCCACCCCUUCCCGUCCCGCCCCACGGCCACUCAGAAUCCUCCAGGGAGACACCAGUGGUGCAGUUACGAUUGGCUUAAAGGGACGGACUCAUGAUUGGCUGCGGGAAGAAACCUUUUUAUUUUUAAAUCUCGACCAACGCAAACCUUUUUAUUUCUGACUCUUAUUUAAAAAAAAAAAAAAAAUGCGCCUCGGUGUAUGGCUUCUCAGGAAGCUCUCCGAGCUCUGGUGCUUUAUUUCGGUCACUUUUUAGGAAUGUGAAGAGGUCCGAUUGGCUGCUUAAACUGGAAAAGGAUUUUGAUUGGCUGGCUAAUGGGAAACGUUUUUUUUUCUUUGAUUGGCUGCAGGUGUUCUGCUGAUGGCAACAGCUCCUCUCUUUUGAAUGUUGAAAACAGGGUUUGGGACGUUGGUUGUUAUAUUUGACUUGAAAAAAGAAAGAAAGAAAGAAACCAAGUGCGCUUUGCAAUAUUUAUUACACAAAGAGCUUGCUGCUGCUGCUUUGACGUGUUUUUUGUUUGUGUUUGCAUUUGAUUGGCUUUCGAGAUGUGUGUUUGGUUUCCCAUUGGCUCACCCAUGACUCCUGUUGCCAUGGGCUGCUGCGUGCAGGCCCUCUCCAGCCCGGGGUCCACCUGGAGAGUGCUUUUGCUUUAAUGACCACACCAGGCUCCAUCAGCGAGGGGACCCCCUAGGACGCCAAGCAGGGCCCACAGCUGGAAAACAGGGCCCCAAGGAGGUUUGUGUUGUCCUGAACGAGCAGCCCAGAGCUUAGAGGUGACCAUUAGCCAGGAUUUACACGCAUCACUUCAUGAGUUGGCAACCAGCCAGCAUCCCUUGGUGAGAAUGGAAUCGCUCACACGCGCCAUCCGGGCCUCUCCAGCCUGCCCGCGCUGAGCCAUUCCCUCCAUAUUCAACUUCCUGAGGCCUCAUGGUGGGGGCUCCUCUUAUAAGGGGCAGGAGCUGCUCCCAGCUCUGAGACCCCGAAACAUAGCAGAGGUCUCUGCCCGAGAGCCCAGAACCCCCACAAAGGCCCCAGCUUGGCUCACAAGGCCCAGGAGGCCUUUGGCGCGAAACGCACCCUCCCACCUCCCCCAGCCUCCUCCCGAGGUGUGUGCUGCCAGCGCAGUGGGUCCUGACCAGCCCUGGGAGCUCUCUCAUCCGAGGCCGUGCCCUUCACUGCACUGCCUUCAGAAGGGUCUCUCUCCGCAGCAGCCUGGAAGGGACAGUGUCAUUAUUUAUGAAGUGCCCACUGGGACCGCUGGCUGGGUCUUCAGUGAGCGAGUGCCACCCGGCUGGCCCUCAACCCCGCCCCCAGAAAGACAUUGCAGAGCAGUGGUCUUUGAAGGGCUGCAGGAGCCCCAAGUCUUCCCACCUGCCCUCCUCCCCCUGGAGGCGGCCUGUCCUGCUCCCUGCAUCUCUCGCGGGAGUGGAAUCUGGGUGGGGAGUUGGAGGAAGAUGCGGGCCUGGGGAGGGGAAGCCUCCCCACGCCCCCGCCGCGACCUCCCACCCCCAUCCCGGAGGUAGUAGAUGGCUGAGGUCUCCUUCUCACCCCAGGUACCCAGAGCCAGGAGAAGACGCUCAGAGCCAAACGUCCCCCUUCUCGGGGCUUGGGGCUGUCGUGGAGCAAGGGAGCUGAACGCCAGCGUGUCCUGGGCCCCAGCCCCCGAGAGCCCCAUGGCCCCGUGGCCGUUCACACUGUGCUCUGAGCUUCCUCUGAGCCUUGCCCCAGCGGAGGACUUGACACGACCUAGACACCCCAUCCUCCUACACACAGGGGCCCCCCGCCCUGGCUAGCUGGCCAUUAGUCUGAAAAGGCCGUUGAUCCCCAGGGGACAAGGACUGUGGACCCCAGCAGGGGCCUGAGAGCAUCCUCCUCCAGGGGGGGUAGUGCGUGUACACACACAUGUGUGUCUGUACUCGUUCCCAGCUCAGUGGCCCGCAGCUCCAGCUGAGCCCCUGGGGAAAGGUGAGUUUUGUUCAGUCUCCCCCCACCACCCAGGUUGUAACAUCUGUUAUCAGCUGUCUUUGCCAGUGUUGCCGGCUGGCCCCUCUCCUUGUACCUGUAGCCCCCGUCAAGGGUCCGAGUCCUGGCUGACGGUGUGUUCCUGCCCCAGUCUGUCCUUGUCAGGGUCAUGGGCCUCCCUCUUGUAACUUGCGAUGGCCCUGAUCUGUCUCAUCUUCUGCAGAAGAAAAGUGGAAAUGUUGCUGUGGCUUCGUAUUUCAACUAAAAAUAUUUCUGUUGAAGAAAAUAAUUAACAAUAAAGAUUUUUAAUAGUU